AUGGCUCUUGCUCUCAUUCGGCAUAUCCGACUGCUAUUCACAGACUUCAGAUACUUCUGGGUGUUAGCCCUUCUUGUAGUCAUUGGAGAUGCCAUUCUCUCAGAACUUAUCAUUCAUUUCAUCUCUUACACAGAAAUCGACUGGGAGACUUACAUGAUCCAAGUCGAACUGUAUCUUAAAGGUGAACGAGAUUACUCAAAGAUUUCUGGCCCUACAGGUCCCCUUGUCUACCCCGCUGGCCACGUGUACAUCUUCCGCUUCCUUCAUGGCAUCACAGACUCAGGGAAGAACAUACGAUUCGCACAACAUCUAUACGCGCUGCUCUACGUCUUAUCCGUCGCUUUCACUGCUGCCAUUUAUGGCAAAGCAGGGAACAUCCCAAACUGGUUGUUAUUGAUCCUUCCACUUAGUAAACGCCUCCAUUCUCUUUAUAUAUUACGUCUCUUCAACGACUGUUGGUCUGUUGUUGCUGUUCAGGCCGCGAUAUUAGCAAUUCAGAAUGAUAUGGACGAUAUCGGCACGCUCAUUUUCAGUGUUGCUCUGUCCGUGAAGAUGUCAAUUUUACUCUACUUGCCUGGAUUAUUGGUCAUCUUAGUGAAGCGGAACGGCCUUGUGUACACUUUACGCAAGACGUUGAAUAUAUUGGGAAUCCAAACGAUGCUGGCCUACCCCUUCAUUCACAAGGAUUGGCGUGCAUACGUCAAUGCUGCCUUUGACUUUUCUCGUGUGUUUCUUUACAAGUGGACGGUCAAUUGGCGUAUGGUGCCGGAAGACACGUUUCUAAGCCAAGGAUGGGCAAAGGGACUUCUGAUUGGACACCUAUCAGUGUUGAUCAUUUUCGGGCUCACGCGAUGGUGCAAAAAGGAUGGCGGAGUAUGGGUCGUCUUGGAUCGCGCUCUUCGUCGACCAACUCUUCCCGCCGGGGUUGCGCCAGUCACUCCUGAUUAUGUCGCCACCACAAUGUUCACUUCCAACCUAAUUGGACUCAUAUUUGCCAGAUCAUUGCACUAUCAGUUCUACUCGUGGUACGCUCAACAAAUACCUUUUCUAAUUUUCAGAACCAGAUACCCGAUGCUCUUAAAGCUACUACUCAUCGGAGUGAUAGAAUAUGCAUGGAACGUAUACCCAUCUACUAUAGUAUCAUCUUCCGCACUAUUGGGAGCAAAUGUGAUUACAUUAGCUGGCGUUUGGUCUGUUACUGCCUGA
Messenger RNA from Lentinula edodes (shiitake mushroom), 1206 nucleotides. Its product is annotated as glycosyltransferase family 58 protein. Gene Ontology annotation, cellular component: endoplasmic reticulum. Gene Ontology annotation, molecular function: dol-P-Man:Man(5)GlcNAc(2)-PP-Dol alpha-1,3-mannosyltransferase activity. The transcript has 6 exons. Lineage: Eukaryota; Fungi; Basidiomycota; Agaricomycetes; Agaricales; Omphalotaceae. The record is from RefSeq and is a predicted model, not a curated record. Bases 1 to 1206 code for a protein of 401 amino acids.